AUGCCCCUUACAGUCCUCACCGAUUCAGACGUCAGGGAACUGUUGUAUACCUUAACCAAGCAGGAUAUCGACGAACUCCAAUCCAAUCUCGCCGAGGCCCUGCAUUCAUACUCCACGGGCGAUACCAAUUCACCAUGUAGCGCAUCCUUCCAGCCACAGCGGACUAUCAUCAAGAAGAAGGGCGUCACCACCCUGUUCAUGCCAGCGUCCACGGGAAAUUCGGUGGGAAUGAAGAUCGUGUCUCUUCAGCAGCCUGAGAUUCCGCCCCAAAGCAAGUCUUCAAUCUCAUCAGUCAACUCUGACAGUCAUUCGGGGACUCCCACAGACAGCAUGUCAUCCUCGACUUCGGUCCAGUCUGCCACGAAUGAUUUCAGUUCCUUGACCCUGACUCCGUCGUCCACGAUGUCGUCUGGAAGAGACUCAAUCGACGGCGCUUCAUUCCAACCUCCUGCAUCAGUCGCCAGCUCUCGAAGCACCACGCCAAAGGGUUCGAUCACCCUGCUCGACUCCGCCGGAAACCCCACGGGUAUCGUUAAUGCCGAAGAACUCACGGCUUUUCGAACGGCGUUGGCUUCCACAUUGAUGCUGAAAAAGCGAGAGAACGUCCACACUGUGACCGUUUUUGGCGCAGGAAAGCAAGCCUACUGGCACAUCCGACUGGCGCUGAUCCUCAAGGGCGACCAAAUCCGGCACGUCAACAUCAUCAACCGCAGUUUCGAGAGGUCGAUCAAACUGAUGAAAGCAUUCCAAGUGACGCAAGAUUUCAACGAUCAAUGGCGCAGAGAUAUCAAAUUCUCCGCCAUGAGCCCAGAAUUCGGCGAGUAUGGUCGACUUUUGAAGGAGGAAGUGCGGAAAGCAGACGUCAUUUUCUGCUGCACGCCGUCCGUCGACCCCCUCUUCCCGGCCGAGUUCCUGACGUCGCGUGAAGGGCGGAGGAAAGGCAGAUUGAUCGUGGCCAUCGGCUCAUACGCGCCCCACAUGUGCGAGAUUCACCCCGACAUCUUGAAAGUGGCCGUGGAACCGGUUCACAGCGGGCAUCACCAUCACCACCGCCACGCGAAGCAGGGCGGAGUAGUCAUCGUCGACAGCCUGGAAUCGUGCCUGAAGGAAGCCGGUGAGAUCGUCAAGGCGAAGCUCAAACCCGAGCACCUGGUCGAGAUCGGCGAGCUGAUGAUGAUCAAGAAGGCCGCAACCCGGGAGAUCGAGCUCGGCGGACCGGGCGAGCAGGGCCUCCUGGACUGGCUGACCAAGGGCAACGUCAUCUACAAGAGCGUGGGCAUGGGACUGCUGGACCUGGUGGUCGCGGGCGAUCUCCUCCGCAUGGGUAAGGAGAAAGAUGUUGGUGUGACCAUUGAGGAUUUCUAG
Messenger RNA from Fonsecaea erecta, 1365 nucleotides. RefSeq lists its product as hypothetical. The record is from RefSeq and is a predicted model, not a curated record. The transcript has a single exon. Gene Ontology annotation, cellular component: cytoplasm. NCBI's taxonomy places the organism in Eukaryota, Fungi, Ascomycota, Eurotiomycetes, Chaetothyriales, Herpotrichiellaceae. The coding region runs from base 1 to 1365 and encodes 454 amino acids.